Messenger RNA from Equus caballus (horse), 1109 nucleotides. Lineage: Eukaryota; Metazoa; Chordata; Mammalia; Perissodactyla; Equidae. The record is from RefSeq and is a predicted model, not a curated record.
CUGCAUGUUUGGAACUAAAAACAUACUUUCCUAUAGAAAUAUCAGUAAUUUUAGGAAAGACAUACAUUCUGGGCAUGUCACAGUCUAUCCUACCCUAAAUAAGGGGUGGAAAAUGGGAGCACUAGUAAGAGGCAAGUAAAAGCUGAUUUACAUUUGGGGGAAACUCGCAAGGUUUGUUUUUGGCUGCCCUAGGCUGUAAGGAAGGCCAAAGAGUAAAGGAAUUGCCCUAUUGGCGCCCUAGAACUACACUUCCCAGAAUGCCACAGUGCAGGCUUCCCUGCGAUUUCGGUCUUGGACUUUGAGCACUGCAGGACUUGGUGCUGAGGGACACUGGCACGUGUGCACUCAUGGCUUCUAGCAAGGCAGUGAUUGUUCCCGGGAACGGAGGCGGGGAUGUGGCCACCCACGGCUGGUACGGCUGGGUGAAGAAGGAGCUGGAGCAGAUACCUGGUUUCCAGUGUUUGGCUAAAAACAUGCCUGACCCAAUUACAGCUCGAGAGAGUAUCUGGCUGCCCUUCAUGGAGACGCAGCUGCACUGUGAUGAGAAGACCAUCAUCAUAGGCCACAGUUCCGGGGCCAUCGCAGCCAUGAGGUAUGCAGAAACACAUCGAGUAUAUGCUAUUGUAUUAGUGUCUGCAUACACAUCAGACUUGGGGGAUGAAAAUGAGCGUGCAAGUGGAUACUUCAACCGUCCCUGGCAGUGGGAGAAGAUCAAAGCCAACUGCUCUCACAUUGUGCAGUUUGGCUCCACUGAUGAUCCUUUCCUUCCCUGGAAGGAGCAACAAGAAGUGGCUGAUAGGUUGGAAGCCAAAUUGUACAGAUUCACUGACCGUGGCCACUUUCAGAACACAGAGUUUCAUGAACUGAUUAGUGUGGUAAAGGCUCUGCUGAAAGUACCAGCAUAGUCAGGAGGAUUUCUGCUAUUUUACAUCCCAAUGUAGGGGUAGAGCAACAAAAUCUAUUAUCAUAUCAUUACUGGGCACAUAAGCAGGUCAAGUUAAGUUCCAUCUCCCACCCCCCUUCCCUUGGUGAGCACUGAACUGUUCUCUUUGUCCAUGUGUUUGUUCAUAUUCCACAUAUGAGUGAAAUCAUCUGGUGUUUGUCUUUCU